UAAAUAAUUUAGUUGACUCUCUCACAACGCUAAUAUAAUUUCGAGUGUAUAAUAUGAACUGUAAAUUUAUAAUUUAAUGGGCAAUACAAGUUUUUCGUUGAUAUAUACUCAUCCAAUGGGCAGAAUAAACAUUUCAUUUUUGAAAACAUCAUCAAUCGUCAGAAAAAAUCAUCAAUCCAAGCGUGUCACAUUUAUUUUAAAAUAAGAGCCAAAAAAUAAUAAUUGUGUGUGCAUAAGAAUUAAAAUUAAGUGAAAAAGACAUCAACUUUAUUAAAGGAUUUUAGCGGCAAAAUAUAAAUAGCAACUAUGAUCGUUUUUAUUGUCAUUGUUUUAUCGUCAAUUUUUAAUUUAUUGUCAUGUGCCACGUUUCACCACAUCCAACCAGUCCAUGCGAUACCAAAAACCACACUGAAACUUAGAACCUAUGAGUCGCUAGAAAAUUAUGAGUUCCCGGAACUGGAGGAUUUUGAUUACAAUAAUGAUGAAGCUCCAUUUUUUCCAAAAGAAAAUACUUUGUUGGAGUUUUUGCGAAAAGCAUUUGGGAAAGUGGCCAGAAUACAUUGCAUAGGCGCCGGAUAUCCACCUCCGAACAUAACAUGGACCAAAAAUAACGAAGAAAUCGUGAGGCACAUGGGCACGGUUCAAUAUAAAAAAUGGGCCAUUAUAUUAGAAGAUUUGACACCAAAAGAUGCUGGAGACUACACUUGCAAGUUGUGCAACAUACACGGAUGUAUUGACCACACAACUAAACUUCUUGUGGAAGAUCGUUUUUCGAGUUCGCUAUACUUUAUAAAAGAGCAAAUCGUCAAUGGAACGGCAACGGUUAACGGAAAUAUUACAUUUAAAUGUCCAGUUAUCCAGACAGAAAGGGCCGCACAUAUUAAGUGGAUCAAAUUUCAUGCGUUAAAUGACUCUGAUGCCCCACCAAAUGCAGUUCUUCUUGAGGUUGAUGAUUAUAAGUCGGAAGAGUUAACACUUCAUAAUAUCACACAUGCAGACGAAGGAUGGUACAAAUGUAUUGCAGUAAACAAUAUGGGUUUCAUGACGGCUUACGCUUAUUUACAUGUGGUAGACGAAAAUGGGCCAAAUAUCGAAACAAAAGAUAUAGUUGGAGUCCAGUUGGCUUAUGAUAUGGUGAGAAAAACGGAAAAUACUUAUGGAAAAAUCCAAUAUUAUUUCACUUAAAAAGAAGAAAUUCCUAUGUGCCACUUAAGAAAAACUUGAAUUCGGAUAUACUUAUGCUUGUAUGAUUUCAUCAAAGUCAUUUUUUCUCAGCCUUACAUUUCAUUUGUUUCCAAACAUUUUUCAAUCCAAACAUUGUUUUUCAAACAGUAUUUACAGGUAUUGCAAUAUUACUCGGAUUAUUUGUUGUGCUGUUUCUAUUUUGUUUUCUACAAGAACGAAUAAAACGCGUUCGAUUGAAAAAACAUCUUCAAGGAAACCCGAGGAGAAUCAAACCGCAGCAUGCACUGAAUGAACAAGCCCACCAUUUGCCAUAUAAAAAGGAGUUUGAAUUUCCCAGAGAACAGAUUAAACUCGAACCGAAGUACAGUGUACAUUAGGGUAUUUCCCAUAUCUGUAAAUAGAAAAAUGGUAUUUUUUAAUUGAAAGUAGACAAAAUUCUAUGCUGGUUAGUAGCAUCGAUACAACAAAGCGAUUUAUAUCAACACUUCCCGAAGCGAAAAACGAUUGUUGCCUCUGAAUAUGGAUAUCAAUCACUCCAUUAUAUGAAUAAAAUCUCAUAGUGAAGAAUACUUACAGAAAAAAACACCUAGAAGUACUUCCUCGAAAUGCUGAGACACAACAGUCAGUCUCAGUUAAUGUAACAAAUUACAAUAUUAAUUUUUGAUUAAUUUUCGAGUACGAAUGGUGAUUGGUGAUGCUUAAGGCUGCUGAUUCGGUUGAACUGCUGGCUGUCGCGGUGAUCGUCUGUCUAAUCCUGCCGGAAUAUCCCAUCCAAACAGCUCACAAUGUCCUAUUCAAAAGUAAACACACACACACGGAAAUAAUGUAUAGAUUAUUGGCAGAAAUGAUUUUUUUUCUUAAAUCUAUACAAAUGUUUAGAUAUCUCAACAGAAAUUUAUUUUUUUAUUAAAAAAAUAUUUUCUCAAUGUCAUUAAAUAUUGCAUACAUAUUUAUCAUCGAGCGCUAAAAUAGAUCAUUCAAAUAGUGUGCAUUUCAUUUAAUAUGUAGAAUAUAUGCAAAUGCAAAUUUCUAAUACACAUACCUUUGAUGAGAAUGCAUUUGGCGGCGACGAUAUCACGAUCCCAAGAUGUCUUGUGUACAGCCAUUAGUAGUUGCUUGUCUUCGAUUUCCAAUUCAUUUUCAUCAUCGACUGCAUAUGGCUGUUGAACAGUUGCAUACGGUGUAUCAGCAUUGACUUGAGCAUAUUCCAAUUUACCACUCACUGUGUUUACUUGCCAAUUUUUUGGAUACACGGCCACCUUAGACAGUAAACGUUCAGCAGCAAUAUCGAAUUCUUGCUCAGUCAAACAAAAACACAAUAAUAAAAAGUUGUAUGUAAAAAUUGAAAUUUAUUUUCGUGUUGGACAAUGUCAUCAAACGUUUAUCUUUCAUACAAUCGUUCGUUUGUUUCAGUAUUUGGGAGUCAUUCCUUCCCGCUUCAUUAAUUUCACAAAAAAAUAUUCUUUUUUCAUUCGCUUAACAGAUAAUUGAUAAAUAUGUAAUACCUAUGGAAUAUAUUCUAUUGGUUUUUUUUUAAAUUUAGCAAAUAUAGUAGAGUGAAAGAAUUGGU
Messenger RNA from Contarinia nasturtii (swede midge), 2755 nucleotides. Its product is annotated as fibroblast growth factor receptor 3-like. The record is from RefSeq and is a predicted model, not a curated record. NCBI's taxonomy places the organism in Eukaryota, Metazoa, Arthropoda, Insecta, Diptera, Cecidomyiidae. The transcript is spliced from 6 exons. The coding region runs from base 307 to 1185 and encodes 292 amino acids.